This is a messenger RNA of Hansenula ciferrii, 1755 nucleotides long. RefSeq names its product Ecm27p (gene ECM27). Gene Ontology annotation, molecular function: monoatomic cation transmembrane transporter activity. Gene Ontology annotation, cellular component: membrane. Lineage: Eukaryota; Fungi; Ascomycota; Saccharomycetes; Phaffomycetales; Wickerhamomycetaceae. The record is from RefSeq and is a predicted model, not a curated record. The coding region runs from base 1 to 1755 and encodes 584 amino acids. Gene Ontology annotation, biological process: transmembrane transport; monoatomic cation transport; intracellular calcium ion homeostasis. The transcript has a single exon.
AUGAGUGAAAAUCUAGCUGGUGUUACUUUUUUAGCCUUGGGGAAUGGAAGUCCUGAUGUUUUUUCUACUUUAGAAGCUAUGAAAAUUGGAUCAUCAAAUUUAGCCAUUGGAGAACUUUGUGGUGCUGCUUUAUUCAUAACAUGUGUCGUUGUUGGUGGUAUGUCAAUAGUGAAACCUUUUAAAGUUGUCAAAAAACCAUUUAUAAGAGAUUUAAUCUUUUUAAUAUUAGCUAUAAUUAUCACAAUGAUUUUCCUAAGUGAUGGUAAAAUAACAAUUUGGGAAUCUUUAAUAAUGUUAUUAUUAUAUGUUAUUUAUGUUGUAUUUGUCAUAUCAUGGGGUUGGUUAACUACAAAAAAGAGGAAACAGGCACUGAUUGAUCAAAAAAUUAGAAAUAAUUAUUAUAAUGGAUCAUCACAAUCAAUGGCACAAUAUCAAAUUGAUGAAGAUCAAGAAGUUAAUGAUGAAGAUAUACUGAAUGGACUAGGUUCGAUGCCUGGUAUUGAAGCUCUUGAUCAUAUAGAGACAACUACAGAAGACCUCAAUGAAUAUAAAGAAUCACAUUCUUUGAUAAGACCUUCAAUUUUAGGUGCUUUAGAAUUUAAUAAUCAAAUGCAAAAUUAUUUUGAAGAUAGGGAAGGGACCAUUAGACUGGAUGACAAUGAUGACCAAAUACAUAAUACAAAUAUAUCAUUGAAUCCAUUACCUUCAAGACUGAAAACUUCACCAACUUCACCAUUUAUUGAUCAUGACGAUGAAUAUAGUACUGAUAGGUAUCAAACUGCACCUGCAAUGUUUAUUGAUCAUGAAUAUAGAAAUUUAGACAAUUUAGAAUUUCUUGAAUCACAACCAGAUUUUGAUAAUGUUCAUCAAAUAAUCAAAACAAGAUUGAAAAAAAUAUUUAAUAAUAAUGAUUCUAAAAGUUUGUUUUUUAAAAUUUUCUCAACACUAAAGAAUUUCCAAGAGAAAUCAAAAUUUGAUAAAGUUUUAAAUUUAUGUGUUCUUCCAUUAGUUACUAUAUUGAAAAUAACCAUUCCUGUUAUUAAUGAAGAUUUUGAUCUUACUGAAUAUAAACAUAAUGGAUUCAUAUUAUUCAUGAUCCAAUGCAUUUUCACACCAUUCAUUAUAGGGUUUUUGAAUUUUUAUAAUGAUGAAUGGAAUUAUAAAUUUAUAUUAAUACCCGGUUUAAUAUCAAUAAUAUUAAUUGGUAUAAACAUUUUCAUGAAAUCCAUUAUUAUCAAAUCUUCAUCAGAAUUACCUUUUAAAUUAAUCAAAAUAAUAUGUUCCUUCUCAGGUUUUAUAAUUUCAAUAUCAUGGAUUUCAACAAUAGCAUCAGAAUUAAUUUCUAUCAUAAAAUUUUUUGCAAUUUUAUUAAAUUUAUCAGAUGCCAUAUUGGGUGUUACAAUAUUUGCUAUAGGUAAUUCAAUGGGGGAUUUUAUAUCAAAUUUCACAAUUGCAAAGAUGGGAUUUCCUAUGAUGGCAUUAUCUGCAUGUUUUGGUGGUCCAUUAUUGAAUAUAUUAUUAGGUAUUGGUAUGAGUGGAGUUUUUGUGAUUCCUAUGAAAGGAAGUCCGAUUGAAUUAGAAUUAUCAAAUACAUUGAUUGUUGGUUCAAUAGCAUUAUUAAUUAAUUUGGUUUUUUUGUUAAUUGUGGUUCCUUUGAAUAAAUUUGAAAUGAAUCAAUUUACUGGUUGGUUCAUGGUGGGUAUUUGGAGUGUUGCUACUUUGAUUUGUGUCUUGUUAGAGAUUAUAACAGCAUAA